Brettanomyces bruxellensis is the source of this 1974-nucleotide messenger RNA. RefSeq lists its product as uncharacterized. The record is from RefSeq and is a predicted model, not a curated record. Bases 1 to 1974 code for a protein of 657 amino acids. The transcript has a single exon. Gene Ontology annotation, cellular component: Cbf1-Met4-Met28 complex; nucleus. Gene Ontology annotation, molecular function: DNA-binding transcription activator activity, RNA polymerase II-specific; RNA polymerase II transcription regulatory region sequence-specific DNA binding. Lineage: Eukaryota; Fungi; Ascomycota; Pichiomycetes; Pichiales; Pichiaceae. Gene Ontology annotation, biological process: regulation of transcription by RNA polymerase II.
AUGUCUACGGCGCAGGACAAAAGCAGUGGGAUCAACAGUCGCCCUCCAAUGGUGAGCAACAAGAGUGGCGGGGCAACUGGCAGCGACAGGAUUAACGAGAUGAGAAGUGAGAGUGGAAACGGGAACACUAAUGGGUCAAUGUCGGGAAGUGUGAGUGACGAUACGCCAUCAGAGUUGUUGGAGCAACUAGUGUACGUCGAUGAGUUUUUCAACUCGAAUGCGGAUCCCAUGGGGGAUAAUCCGAACCUCGAGGAGCAGCUUACUGCGGAGUUGGCGGCAUUUGCAGAUGAUGAGUUUGUUUUCCCCGAUGAGGAGAAGCAGAAGAAGCCUCGUAUGGGAACGAGUGACUCAGGGAACGGGGAUAUGGAUAGAAAUAGAAGUGGCAAUGACAACAGCAAUGGCAACAGCAGUAACAUGAAUAACAACAACAACAGUAAUAUGAAUAACAACAACAACAACAACAUCAACAUCAACAACCUCAUCAACAGUAUUAGGGGGAGCGAUAAUAGCAGCCACUCGAGCCCCUCGAGUCUCAUCCAGACGCCACUUUCUUCAACAAGCAUAAGUGGCAACGCUAGUGGUUCGCCUUGGCAUUUUGUGGACUCGGGUUCGAACCAAGGACGCAGCAACGCAAAUUCUGGCGUUGGUGAACGCAACGGCGACGCAUACGCGGCCUCGACUUUAUCCGGCAUGCUCAGCGGCUCUACGGGGGCCUUUAGUGGCAGUAACGGUGUGAAUUUUGGUGGCGGCCGGUCUGGAGGGUUGAAUUCGGGGCUUAAUGAUCGAAACUCGGGCCUUAAUGCUCAAAAUUCGACGCUUAAUUCUCAAAAUUCAGCAUUUAACACCCCAAAUAGCAAUACCAGCAUUCCUAAUUCCUUGGGUCUGCCCUCUCUGGCCCAUCCACAGGCAAUUCUGGGGUCUUCAGGGGCCUCCGGGCUGCAGAAUGCCUCCAUCUCGCAGGUGCAGCAGCUUUUACCCCGUGCACAAGUGCCCCAGGGUGCACAAAACACUUUGGCGGCAGCCGGAUUGUCGCAAAUGCAAAUUGAGGCUCUUGCCACACUGAUUGCUUACCACAGGACUGAUGUUUCAGGCUUGCAGCAGCAAGGAAUACAACAACAACAGCAGCAGCAACAACAACAACAACAACAACAACAACAACUUCAUCAACAUCACAACUCACUAUCGAUGACACCUUCGAUCACAUCUUCGGUGACUCCUUCAGUGACUCCAUCCAGCACCAUCCCAGAGUCAACGUUGCCGAGCUUUCUGGGCAAGGAUGCAAACAUGAAUUCUAACUCGACGCCGAACCUAUCGGGUCGAUUUUCCCAGAAUGACCGGCGGAUUCCGCCGGGAAUCGCGGCCAAUUUUGCCGCCACCGCCCAGACGUUCCCGUUGGCAAUCGAGUCACGAGAAAAACAACAUUCGGGGAUCCGGUCGGAGCCCGUCAGCGAUUCCGGAUACGGAAAGCGAGCAUUGGGGCGGGAAAACGGGCGAGAAAGCCGAAAUAGCAAGAGGCGGAAGGCAGAAAGCGGAACUUUCAGCAGUUCGACAUCUCCGGCAUCGACGACGAACCUAAGUCCGCUUGCCUCAACUUCUCCGAUGGGUUCGGACCGUGCGGACACGGAGAAAGAUAAGAAACGGCGUAAUACGGCGGCCUCCGCGCGGUUUAGAAUCAAGAAAAAGCUGAAAGAACAGGAAAUGCAGCGGACAAUUAAGGAUCUGGAGGAGGCCUCAAAGGGCUUGGAGGCCAAAGUCAAGAGGUUGGAGCUGGAAAACAACCUUCUUCGCAGUUUGGUUAUAGAGAAGAACCACCGAAGAGAUGCCGAGGAGGUCGAAAAGCUGCGUGUGAAGGCCAAAAUGAGCAUCGAUGACGGAAAUCAGGUGAAGCAGGAAAACCAGAACGCAAACGGCUCUCCGGUUAACGAUUCGCUGAUUCAGCAGGACCAGGACUUUGGCGAGAAUCUUAGAAUUUGA